This is a messenger RNA of Cordyceps militaris CM01, 1308 nucleotides long. Its product is annotated as mitochondrial carrier protein, putative. Lineage: Eukaryota; Fungi; Ascomycota; Sordariomycetes; Hypocreales; Cordycipitaceae. Gene Ontology annotation, biological process: mitochondrial transmembrane transport. The transcript has 2 exons. The record is from RefSeq and is a predicted model, not a curated record. Bases 1 to 1308 code for a protein of 435 amino acids.
AUGAGUCGCUCUCCCUCCAGCGCGCAGCUGGCCUCGAAUGACAGCACGGCCCAGAAUCAUGACAGGAUAGAGUCAGCCCUGCCGCCUGUGCACCAGAUCACACCCGCGCAAACCAUGGUCUCUGCCAUGACGGGCAGUCUGAUCACCUCUCUGCUCGUCACACCACUCGAUGUCGUCCGAGUCCGACUCCAGUCACAAAAACCUCCCGUCUCCGCCGUCGAUUUCUCCAAGCUCGCCCUCACACCCCACAACCUUACACCGAUUCAAACCGCCAACCUGGGAGUCACAGCAUGCUGCCGUGAAGUCUUCUUUGCCGGAAACAACGCCGAAUUUUGUUUGGCUGCGCCGCAAAUUGAAGGCAUCACGGCCGGCAUGGCGGGCGCUCGGUCCCACGACUGUGCUGUUCAAGAAGUCGAGAAGAAGACGUACAAGUCGACCAUGGACGGCCUGCGCAAGAUUGCCCGUAACGAGGGCUUCACUACUCUGUGGCGCGGUCUGUCCCCGACUCUGGUUAUGACGAUACCCGCCAACAUCAUCUACUUUACUGGCUAUGACUACUUGCGAUUCAACCCCAGAAGCCCGCUGUCCAACCUCUCACCUGAUUACGCGCCGCUCGCUGCCGGUUCCAUUGCUCGCGUGAUUGCUGUCGCUACAGUCAACCCGAUUGAACUGUUCCGCACUCGUAUCCAGGCGUCUUCAAGCUCUGCUUCAGGUCAUUUCAUGGAGACUCUCGGCGGCAUCAAAAACAUGGUUGCCACCCAAGGGUAUACCUCGCUCUGGAGAGGAUUCAACUUGACACUCUGGAGAGACGUACCUUUUUCCAGUCUCUACUGGUGGGGAUACGAGACUCUGCGUUCCAAAUUCACGGACAUGCGUCAAGAGCGGAGGGGGCGGUCGCUGUCCUGCGACGACACCCUCUUGACCGCUCGACGCCGUUCGCAAAGCAACGAGAAACAGGUGGAAACAGUUCUUGACAGCUUUGCGGCCGGUGCCUUGUCCGGUGCGUUUGCCUCCAUUGUCACCAUGCCCUUUGAUGUUGGCAAGACGAGAACGCAGAUAUACAAUGACGGCACCGUACGAAGAACCGUCGCAGGAGCCGCCCCGGAAGAGCAACAUAUGAUUCGACUCUUGUGGCACAUCUUCAAGACUGAAGGUGCUGCCGGGCUCUGGCGCGGCUGGAUUCCCCGAACCCUCAAGGUUGCCCCGGCUUGCGCCAUCAUGAUUAGUAGCUACGAAGUCGGAAAGCGAGCUUUCCAAUCCAUCAACGAGCGUGCGGCGCACAAGAAACAGCAAGAGCUGGGCCGAUGA